Messenger RNA from Mucor mucedo, 573 nucleotides. RefSeq lists its product as uncharacterized. Bases 1 to 573 code for a protein of 190 amino acids. The record is from RefSeq and is a predicted model, not a curated record. Lineage: Eukaryota; Fungi; Mucoromycota; Mucoromycetes; Mucorales; Mucoraceae. The transcript has 6 exons.
AUGGGCAAGGCAAUUUAUAAGGAUCGGUUAAAAGUUAUUAAUGAACGAACAAAAAGGUUAUGGAGGUAUUAUCCGGAGUUCCAAAAAAUCGAUUUAUUUGAAAAAAAAAACCCGAGAGCAAGUCCUGACGACAAUAAGCAAUUAGUUGCGUUUAGUAUAUUGAUCUUCAAGAACUUCAAAAAUUACCCCAAUUACGAGGUAGGUAAGAAACGCUACAAGAUCCGUAAACUUUUAGAGAAUAAUUCAAUAAUGGUGAGACUAUGGGGAUCAUAUUCCGCCAUGGACCGAAUUACAGAUCUCAAAGCUAACCAAUAUGUUAGUAACGCCUGGCAUGACUUACUACUAGAAUUGCAUAUAAUUAUUCAAUUGCAUACCUCUUCUGUCAGUUAUUCAAGCCACAUGAGUAUUUAUCCACGUAGGGGUACAAACGCUGAAACAAUAGCUACACGAAGCGUAGAAACGUCGUAUUUUAUCGAAUGCGUAUUCAAACAAGAAUACAGUCUACCCAUGUACCAGUUAGUCAUAUGUGAAAUCUUAUCACAUCAUAUUAUCACACUGUUAGUUAGGAUUUGA